This is a messenger RNA of Symbiodinium sp. CCMP2456, 678 nucleotides long. NCBI's taxonomy places the organism in Eukaryota, Dinophyceae, Suessiales, Symbiodiniaceae. The record is from the annotation of a GenBank genome assembly.
AUGCUGAGGAAGCCACAGAAGAGAGCAAUCUCGAAGAGGAAGCGGGUCCUCACAGACCGUAGCUUGUGCAAGCGGGCAAAUGGAAGGUUCCGCCCUUUCGUGCACCUGAACGCCGGCCUCUAUGCGCAGACGCAGACCUGUGAAGAUCUGGCCCUCGCCGUGGCGGGAAUGGGAACGCUCAUCCUCAUGCAAGCUUUUUGCAAAGCUGGGAUGGAGCAGUUCCAGUUUUCUGACCCAGCGGCGAUCAAGCUGGCUGCUGCGGAGUUGCAUUGUGCUAUCAACGCGAGCCUGGCUUCCAUGGAUCGGAAGAUCGCCGUGGUCUUCAGAACGCGCAUUGCGAUCUGCAAAAGAGGCGAGCUGGCCACGCCUACGCGCAAAGAUCCCGAGUCUGCCCUGGAAGACUGGAGCGCAGUACAGCGAGCAGCGCUGAUGGGCUUCCGGAACAGCCGCAGUGCGUGCGAACGACUCCUCCGUGCCCUACGUGAGAGCAGGGCUACAAGAGGGCCAAAAGCGAGGGCUAAGUGGGAAAGUGCUACAUCUUCAUUGGAGAUGCUCAAAGGGAAGCUUGCGAAGUGUCAUGGGCAUGGGCUUUGCCCUAAAAGUGAGUUGAGGCUAGCUGAGGAUUUGCAGCAGCAGGCUAAACCCCUAUCUCGAGAGCAGGUGUUUGCACCGUCAUAA